AUGGAGUCAGUGAAUGAAGUUGGAAAAAAGAAAGCUAGUGGCAGUAAAAAUAGAAAGAGAGCAAAAGAAAAUGCUCAAAAAAAUGCUUUGCUUGUUUCAAAAAUGCCUAAAUUGCAAAAUUAUUUUUUUAAAUUAGAGACAGGUGGGUACCAAAAAAUAAUUUAUAGAUCUAUAAGACAAAAAAAAAGGGCUGUAUUUUUUGAUGAAGGAGGUUCGGAAGAUAUUAUGUUUUCAGAAAAAGAAAACAUGAAAAUUAAAACAUUUUUUCCUAUCAUUGAUGCUUUAAUCAGUAAUUUAAAUAAACGAAAAGAAGCGUACAAUGAAUUAAAUGAAAAAUUUGGAUUUUUUUUACAUUUAGAAGACAUAGACCAAACUGAGCUUAAAUUAAGAGCUGAAAAGUUAGUAAAUAUAUACGAAGAUGACUUAGAUAUUGAAUUUGUUGAAGAAUUAUUACAGUUUAAACAAAUGGUUUUGUGUAUGCCAGAAAGUCAAAAAAAUUCUUUUCACGCUUUAUUGAAAGCAUUAAUAAAAUAUAAUAUAAGUUCUACAUUUCCAUCGAUAGAAAUUGCCCUUAAAAUAUUUACAUGCAUGCCUUGUUCAAAUGCUAGUGGUGAACGCUCAUUUUCUGUUUUGAAAAGAGUAAAAACAUAUCUCCGUUCAUCAUUAGCUAAUGAAAAAACAUCAUCUUUAUCAUUAUUGUGCAUGGAGUCUAAAGUUGUAAAGAAUAUUGAUUGGAGUACUUUAGUCAAGAGAUUUGCCAAAGAUAAAGCAAGAAAAAAAUUGUAA
Rhopalosiphum padi (bird cherry-oat aphid) is the source of this 786-nucleotide messenger RNA. RefSeq lists its product as uncharacterized. Lineage: Eukaryota; Metazoa; Arthropoda; Insecta; Hemiptera; Aphididae. The coding region runs from base 1 to 786 and encodes 261 amino acids. The record is from RefSeq and is a predicted model, not a curated record. Gene Ontology annotation, molecular function: protein dimerization activity. The transcript has a single exon.